Ostrinia nubilalis (European corn borer) is the source of this 825-nucleotide messenger RNA. RefSeq names its product alpha-1,6-mannosyl-glycoprotein 2-beta-N-acetylglucosaminyltransferase-like. The record is from RefSeq and is a predicted model, not a curated record. Gene Ontology annotation, biological process: protein N-linked glycosylation; oligosaccharide biosynthetic process. Lineage: Eukaryota; Metazoa; Arthropoda; Insecta; Lepidoptera; Crambidae. The transcript has a single exon. Gene Ontology annotation, molecular function: alpha-1,6-mannosylglycoprotein 2-beta-N-acetylglucosaminyltransferase activity. Gene Ontology annotation, cellular component: Golgi membrane; Golgi stack. Bases 1 to 825 code for a protein of 274 amino acids.
AUGAAUAUGCAAGAUGCUGAAGCAGUGAAUUGCACUGGAGCACUGUACCCAGAUAUUCACGGGCUAUACCGAAAUCCUUCACAGUCGGAAACUAAACACCAAUGGUGGUGGACAGCCAAUACAAUAUUCGACAAGCUUUCAUGUACGAAAAAUCACACAGGAACUUUCGUAUUUUUAAAUAACGAUAUCUACUUGUUACAAGAUUUCAUAUACAUGAUUGUGUAUAUGAAUCAAUUGGGCGAAUUUCUGCCCCAUCAUGAUUUCCUAUCUUUAGAUGCUGUGCUAGAUUUAAAUAAAAUCGAUGCAUAUCGUGCUGAUAUUGAAAAAUGGGUGCCAACAAACAACCCUGAUGUUUUAGCCUUCAGUGCUGCCACCUGGAACAGCAUUGUUUAUCAUUACGAUCUAUUUUGUCGUAUCGAUGAUUAUUCUUGGGCUAAGUCGCUGUAUUAUAUCUCGUUGAACAGGAAGGAUAAAAAAGAACCAUUCAAAGUGAUGUCGACGGCAUUGGCCAGAGCGUUCAAGACGAGCAAUUGUGGGUUUGAAGCGAAAUUGGUGGACUGUGACGUCAUUGAGACCGUUUUUCAGGUGUCAAAUUUGCAGAAGAACAUUAAAGAUGACUUGUUCCCUUCAUACUUGGACGUAUACACCAAAUUGGAGUUGCAUGACGAAUUUGAAAGUAUCGAAUAUGCCGACCUCAAUGGAGGAUGGAACGAUCCGAGAGAUAAAGAAAUGUGUAACAAUAUGUUGAAUAGAGAAAAAAAGACUACACCAUCGGAUACAAAGAUUACCAAUUACAACAGUGAUUACAGAGAUUUUAGUAUUUAG